Molecule: messenger RNA, 1945 nt
Organism: Spinacia oleracea (spinach)
Lineage: Eukaryota; Viridiplantae; Streptophyta; Magnoliopsida; Caryophyllales; Amaranthaceae
Product: probable membrane-associated kinase regulator 2
Exons: 2
Coding region: 430-1590 (386 amino acids)
Cellular component (GO): plasma membrane
Source: RefSeq, a predicted model, not a curated record
AAAACCCCUCAAUAGUCAAUAUCGUAAUCUCACACUAUAUUUCAUAAAUUUCCAUUCCCACGUAACAAACGACCCCUUAUUGAAAAAUAUAUAAAAAUCUGGAAAACCUGUAGUGCCUCAAUAGUCAUUUUCCAUAUUUUCCCUUCUUCCUCAUAAAAACCUGGUCUGACAAACUGAGAAGGAGAGGAGAGAGACUCACUCUGAUGGUUUACUGCCUUUCUCACAUGACUUUUCUGCCAUCUCCCGUGUAACUCAAGCUCCCCCACCCCUGCAAAAUUUCCCCUUCUUUCCAUUCAUAUCUCUUUCUCCAUUUACUCCAUAGCUCAUCAUUUCUAAAAUAUUUUUUAAGAAAAAUAAAUUGUAAGGAGAAAAAUAAGGAAAGCAAAAGCUGAAAAGCUUGUACCUGAACUUAGUCUGGCUCUCCCAACAAUGGAAGCUUUUAGUUUACUCAAGUACUGGAAAGCCGCUGCUGGUAGUGGUGGCCCACCUCAUUUUUCAUCAAUUUCUACCGGUGUUAACUCCGCCACCGCUACAACCACCAUUGUCUCUGCUGUCAGUGACCAUGAUUCUGAUACUACUGCUGCCGACGACGACGGUCCAUUCUUUGACUUGGAAUUCGGCGUACCUGUGGAGGAUGAAGAUGACGAAGACGAUGUUGACGAGGAAGAUGAAGGAGAUGAAGAGGAGAGAGAAAACGAGAUUGAUGAAAAUGAGGAGGAGGUUGACGAUGAAGAGGUGGAGGAGGAGAGGGAGUUGGAGCCUAACCUCACUUUCUCACCGUCGGAUGACUUGUUUUUCAAAGGAAGGAUACUACGAAUCGACGGCUCAGAGGAGAUGAUAAACGCCGGUAACAAGGGAGUGCAGUUUCCGAUUCCGGUGUCGCUCGCUAAAUCGGCGACGAAGUUUCGCGUCUUUUUGUUAGGGUUAAAGCGGUCAAAGUCUGAGUCAAAGCAAUGUCCGCCGCAAAAUCAGCCGAACAACCACCAUAACAAUAGCAACAAGAAGUUCUUUACCGUUAAAUUUAAAGUGGAGGAAGUUCCGAUUUUCUCUCUCCUCACUCGCGCUUCCUCAAAUUCCAAGGUAAACACAACCACCACCACCACCGUCGCCGCAACAACAUCCACAAACGAGGAAGAGAAGCAGCUGCAACACCAGAAAUCAGACAGUUCAUCGGCGUCUCAAACGGAAUCUUCCGGAGACGAGAAAAAGAACAAAAAAGAGGUAGUGCAAAAAUACCUAAAAAUGGUGAAAAUCAAAGUGUCGAAAAAGAAUCAAACGACGGAGGAGAAGAAAGAGAAAGUGUCGCAAAAGCAAGGUUUGAAUUUAAAGGUGAUAGCGAAGAAGCAUUUAGUUAAGAGCAAAUCGGCGGUAGUUCACUCAAUGGUGCAGAAUACGACGUCGUCUAAUAAGAGAGAUGAUUCACUCUUGCAGCAACAAGAUGGUAUUCAGAGUGCCAUUUUACACUGUAAACGCUCCUUCAAUUCUUCCAAAGAUUUCUUAGACGGUGAAACAGCGAGAUCGGUGUUACUGAGUGACUCGGCUGCGGAAGAGGCGGCGGCGGAUGAAGGAGACGGUGGUAUUGCAGCCUAGUUAGGAAAGAUAAUAGGGGUAGUAUUGUAAAUUAAUAGGGUGAACAGAGGUCAGUAAAAAAGUAGCGUAGCACUGUAAAAGAAGGUAAAAGAAAUGGAAUGAGAGCAUCUUUCCGUGUAAAAUGGGUAAAAAUAUACGAAUCUCCGUAUGUUUUGUCAAAAGUAAAGAGUAUGAAUAUAAGAGUAGAAUGGUCUCUAUCUAUGAAAAUAGGGAAGGUAGCUCUCAAAAAUGGUAAUGGUAGUUCCUUUUUUUACUGAAAAGGGUUAGCGACUAGACUAUGGUUUUGUAUCAUAUGCUUGGUUUUUAUUCCCAAUGUAUGUGCUAUUGAAUCAACCCUAUGGUUCUUUUUAUGUGA